Molecule: messenger RNA, 9811 nt
Organism: Gorilla gorilla gorilla (western lowland gorilla)
Lineage: Eukaryota; Metazoa; Chordata; Mammalia; Primates; Hominidae
Gene: TNKS
Product: tankyrase
Exons: 28
Coding region: 141-4091 (1316 amino acids)
Molecular function (GO): protein binding; NAD+ poly-ADP-ribosyltransferase activity
Source: RefSeq, a predicted model, not a curated record
ACUUCCCUCCUUCUCUUUGGCCCCUGCUACCCCGCCUAGCAUCAUUUCCUGUGCGCUGGAUGCUGAUUGGUCCGACAGUCGGAAGUGAGGGCGGGCGGUCGGGGCCGUUGCCGCAGUGACAGUGCUAGGGGAGUCCGAAGAUGGCGGCGUCGCGUCGCUCUCAGCAUCAUCACCACCAUCAUCAACAACAGCUCCAGCCCGCCCCAGGGGCUUCAGGGCCGCCGCCGCCACCUCCUCCCCCACUCAGCCCUGGCCUGGCCCCGGGGACCACCCCAGCCUCUCCCACGGCCAGCGGCCUGGCCCCCUUCACCUCCCCGCGGCACGGCCUAGCGCUGCCGGAGGGGGAUGGCAGUCGGGAUCCGCCCGACAGGCCCCGAUCCCCCGACCCGGUUGACGGUACCAGCUGUUGCAGUACCACCAGCACAAUCUGUACCGUCGCCGCCGCUCCCGUGGUCCCAGCGGUUUCUACUUCAUCUGCCGUUGGGGUCGCUCCCAACCCAGCCGGCAGUGGCAGUAACAAUUCACCGUCGUCCUCUUCUUCCCCGACUUCUUCCUCAUCUUCCUCUCCAUCCUCCCCUGGAUCGAGCUUGGUGGAGAGCCCCGAGGCGGCCGGAGUUAGCAGCACAGCACCACUGGGGCCUGGGGCAGCAGGACCUGGGACAGGGGUCCCAGCAGUGAGCGGGGCCCUACGGGAACUGCUGGAGGCCUGUCGCAAUGGGGACGUGUCCCGGGUAAAGAGGCUGGUGGACGCGGCAAACGUAAAUGCAAAGGACAUGGCCGGCCGGAAGUCUUCUCCCCUGCACUUCGCUGCAGGUUUUGGAAGGAAGGAUGUUGUAGAACACUUACUACAGAUGGGUGCUAAUGUCCACGCUCGUGAUGAUGGAGGUCUCAUCCCGCUUCAUAAUGCCUGUUCUUUUGGCCAUGCUGAGGUUGUGAGUCUGUUAUUGUGCCAAGGAGCUGAUCCAAAUGCCAGGGAUAACUGGAACUAUACACCUCUGCAUGAAGCUGCUAUUAAAGGGAAAAUCGAUGUGUGCAUUGUGCUGCUGCAGCACGGAGCUGAUCCAAACAUUCGGAACACUGAUGGGAAAUCAGCCCUGGACCUGGCAGAUCCUUCAGCAAAAGCUGUCCUUACAGGUGAAUACAAGAAAGACGAACUCCUAGAAGCUGCUAGGAGUGGUAAUGAAGAAAAACUAAUGGCUUUACUGACUCCUCUAAAUGUGAAUUGCCAUGCAAGUGAUGGGCGAAAGUCGACUCCUUUACAUCUAGCAGCGGGCUACAACAGAGUUCGAAUAGUUCAGCUUCUUCUUCAGCAUGGUGCUGAUGUUCAUGCAAAAGACAAAGGUGGACUUGUGCCUCUUCAUAAUGCAUGUUCAUAUGGACAUUAUGAAGUCACAGAACUGCUACUAAAGCAUGGAGCUUGUGUUAAUGCCAUGGAUCUCUGGCAGUUUACUCCACUGCACGAGGCUGCUUCCAAGAACCGUGUAGAAGUCUGCUCUUUGUUACUUAGCCAUGGCGCUGAUCCUACAUUAGUCAACUGCCAUGGCAAAAGUGCUGUGGAUAUGGCUCCAACUCCGGAGCUUAGGGAGAGAUUGACUUAUGAAUUUAAAGGUCAUUCUUUACUACAAGCAGCCAGAGAAGCAGACUUAGCUAAAGUUAAAAAAACACUCGCUCUGGAAAUCAUUAAUUUCAAACAACCACAGUCUCAUGAAACAGCACUGCACUGUGCUGUGGCCUCUCUGCAUCCCAAACGUAAACAAGUGACAGAAUUGUUACUUAGAAAAGGAGCAAAUGUUAAUGAAAAAAAUAAAGAUUUCAUGACUCCCCUGCAUGUUGCAGCCGAAAGAGCCCAUAAUGAUGUCAUGGAAGUUCUGCAUAAGCAUGGCGCCAAGAUGAAUGCACUGGACACCCUUGGUCAGACUGCUUUGCAUAGAGCCGCCCUAGCAGGCCACCUGCAGACCUGCCGCCUCCUGCUGAGUUACGGCUCUGACCCCUCCAUCAUCUCCUUACAAGGCUUCACAGCAGCACAGAUGGGCAAUGAAGCAGUGCAGCAGAUUCUGAGUGAGAGUACACCUAUACGUACUUCUGAUGUUGAUUAUCGACUCUUAGAGGCAUCUAAAGCUGGAGACUUGGAAACUGUGAAGCAACUUUGCAGCCCUCAGAAUGUGAAUUGUAGAGACUUAGAGGGCCGGCAUUCCACGCCCUUACACUUCGCAGCAGGCUACAACCGCGUGUCUGUUGUAGAGUACCUGCUACAUCACGGUGCCGAUGUCCAUGCCAAAGACAAGGGUGGCUUGGUGCCCCUUCAUAAUGCCUGUUCAUAUGGACACUAUGAGGUGGCUGAGCUUUUAGUAAGGCAUGGGGCUUCUGUCAAUGUGGCGGACUUAUGGAAAUUUACCCCUCUCCAUGAAGCAGCAGCUAAAGGAAAGUAUGAAAUCUGCAAGCUCCUUUUAAAACAUGGAGCAGAUCCAACUAAAAAGAACAGAGAUGGAAAUACACCUUUGGAUUUGGUAAAGGAAGGAGACACAGAUAUUCAGGACUUACUGAGAGGGGAUGCUGCUUUGUUGGAUGCUGCCAAGAAGGGCUGCCUGGCAAGAGUGCAGAAGCUCUGUACCCCAGAGAAUAUCAACUGCAGAGACACCCAGGGCAGAAAUUCAACCCCUCUGCACCUGGCAGCAGGCUACAAUAACCUGGAAGUAGCUGAAUAUCUUCUAGAGCAUGGAGCUGAUGUUAAUGCCCAGGACAAGGGUGGUUUAAUUCCUCUUCAUAAUGCAGCAUCUUAUGGGCAUGUUGACAUAGCGGCUUUAUUGAUAAAAUACAACACGUGUGUAAAUGCAACAGAUAAGUGGGCGUUUACUCCUCUCCAUGAAGCAGCCCAGAAAGGAAGGACGCAGCUGUGCGCCCUCCUCCUAGCGCACGGUGCAGACCCCACCAUGAAGAACCAGGAAGGCCAGACGCCUCUGGAUCUGGCAACAGCUGACGAUAUUAGAGCUUUGCUGAUAGAUGCCAUGCCCCCAGAGGCCUUACCUACCUGUUUUAAACCUCAGGCUACUGUAGUGAGUGCCUCUCUGAUCUCACCAGCAUCCACCCCCUCCUGCCUCUCUGCUGCCAGCAGCAUAGACAACCUCACUGGCCCUUUAGCAGAGUUGGCCGUAGGAGGAGCCUCCAAUGCAGGGGAUGGCGCCGCGGGAACAGAAAGGAAGGAAGGAGAAGUUGCUGGUCUUGACAUGAAUAUCAGCCAAUUUCUAAAAAGCCUUGGCCUUGAACACCUUCGGGAUAUCUUUGAAACAGAACAGAUUACACUAGAUGUGUUGGCUGAUAUGGGUCAUGAAGAGUUGAAAGAAAUAGGCAUCAAUGCUUAUGGGCACCGCCACAAAUUAAUCAAAGGAGUAGAAAGACUUUUAGGUGGACAACAAGGCACCAAUCCUUAUUUGACUUUUCACUGUGUUAAUCAGGGAACGAUUUUGCUGGAUCUUGCUCCAGAAGAUAAAGAAUAUCAGUCAGUGGAAGAAGAGAUGCAAAGUACAAUUCGAGAACACAGAGAUGGUGGUAAUGCUGGCGGCAUCUUCAACAGAUACAACGUCAUUCGAAUUCAAAAAGUUGUCAACAAGAAGUUGAGGGAGCGGUUCUGCCACCGACAGAAGGAAGUGUCUGAGGAGAAUCACAACCAUCACAAUGAGCGCAUGUUGUUUCAUGGUUCUCCUUUCAUUAAUGCCAUUAUUCAUAAAGGGUUUGAUGAGCGACAUGCAUACAUAGGAGGAAUGUUUGGGGCCGGGAUUUAUUUUGCUGAAAACUCCUCAAAAAGCAACCAGUAUGUUUAUGGAAUUGGAGGAGGAACAGGCUGCCCUACACACAAGGACAGGUCAUGCUAUAUAUGUCACAGACAAAUGCUCUUCUGUAGAGUGACCCUUGGGAAAUCCUUUCUGCAGUUUAGCACCAUGAAAAUGGCCCAUGCGCCUCCAGGGCACCACUCAGUCAUUGGUAGACCCAGCGUCAAUGGGCUGGCAUAUGCUGAAUAUGUCAUCUACAGAGGAGAACAGGUGGAUACUCUAAAGGCACGACAUCUCUGCAGCAUUCCAGCCAAAAAUACAUGAUGCAUACCCAGAGUAUCUUAUCACUUACCAGAUCAUGAAGCCAGAAGCCCCUUCCCAGACGGCAACAGCCGCAGAGCAGAAGACCUAGUGAAUGCCUGCUGGUGAAGGCCAGAUCAGAUUUCAGCCUGGGACUGGACUACAGAGGAUUGUUUCUAACAACAACAUCAAUAUUCUAGAAGUCCCUGACAGCCUAGAAAUAAGCUGUUUGUCUUUUAUAAAGCAUUGCUAUAGUGAUGAAUAGUAUGAGUAACUGAUACAUACUCAACUGCUACUGUUCCCUUUGAGGAAAUGUUUACAGGGGCGGCCUUUUAACAUAUCUCAGGCUCAUUUUCAUUGCAAUUAUCCAUUUCUAAAACAAGAUUGCUUCGAUCUAGACUUGGAAAUGGAAAAUAAGAAAACCAGUGCUUUUUCAAAUGUUCACAAUUCACACACUACAUUUGUUUUGUUAUGCAUGGCGUGUAUAUAACAAAUAUACACAUACGACAGGCAACAAGCUUGUUUUUGAUUUGCCAGACAUGCAUCAUUGGCUAUUGUUUGUUUGUUUUUUGUUUUUUUGUGUUUUUUUUGGUUACUUUGAAAAUGAGCCAGAGCCUUCUUGAGGAUAUUUUGCACAAAGUCACGCUGACAAAAUCAUUAGCAGUGCAACCCAAGCUUCUGGCUGAGCAAGAUUCAGUUUCCACUUUUUAAAAUUUUUUUAUUUUGCUCUGUAGCUGCACUUCUCGUUAUCAUAAAUUGAGAUGAAAAGGAAAAAACAUCAAGUUUUGGUACCCUUUUAUGAAUUGGCCUAUCUUACAAGAGAAGGGCACAAACACCAACCUGACUUAGGAACGCCUAAAUUCAGAGAAGUCAAAGCCGGUGAAGGCCACUUGCUCUUUCCAACACAAGCCUGCCACAGAGGUCUUCCGGACAGUACUGGAGAUGCAGGUUGACACAGGCUUGAGUUCCAAGGUGAAAAAACUGGGGAGGCUGUGAAGGAAGAGCUGCAUUAAGGAGGGUGAGGAGCGUGUGGUUCUGUAUCAUUGCAGCCCCAGUGGAUCCAGGGGAUGCCUCCAAAAAAUAAAUGCUUCCCUUCCCUUAAUCUGUACUGUUGGGAUUGUUACCCCCCUCCAAAUUAGCUGCCUUAUUUCAAAAGUCAGUGAAAUUACUGUACUUGAUGAGGGUCACAAAAAUACCACUUGAUUGUUUGUUUCUUUAGUUGAGAAAGCUGGGAUUCAGACUCGAAUAGUGGAUAGAUACACACAAAUGCAAGGACUUUUUUGUUUACUCCAGAUUUGGGGUUUAUUUUGAGUGGCAUGCGUCAAAUAGUUCAUAAAGAUCCUUGCAUUAAAUUUUUGAACCAUUUCUUCAAACUUCUUAGUGUGUUUAGACAAGGAGAACAAAAAUUGAAACCAAAGCCCUUUCUGUUAUUUUUUCAAUGAAGGUGAGAAAGAAAUACCAUACAAUUUUCUUUGUGAAAUUACUGUUUAUUUUCAUCAACGUUUACCAAGUGCCAUUGACAUUUAUAAAAAAAAUUAUCCUUUAUAGUUCUUACACUUGCCCUUUUCACCUUAACUGAAUAUGAAUUGAGUGCACUAACUUACUUACUUGAUAUGCUGUGCAUCUACUCUGCUUUGAAGCGAAAGAAAUAUAAACACGAGGAGGAAUAGGAAAGACAGUGUGACACAAACUUGCCAUUGCAAUUCAAAGCCCUGAAAACGAUGGGUUUAAUGCAAGGUGAUUAAGCUGUGACCUCCUUUAAUCUCCUGAAGCAAAAUAAAAUGGUUACAUGCAAAACUUCUAGAAAUAGACUCUUAAAAUAUACACAUUUUGCUUUGAUUUUGGCUUCAACCCAGUGCUGGAACUAGGCAUCCAGACUAGUCUGAAUGUUUGUAGCUGAAUUUUGCAUGGGUCCUCAAAAUUAAAUCAAGAAUUAGCCUCAGUUGUUGCUUCUUUUGAAGUUUCAGUGACCCAAGCUGGGUGUUUGUGUCUUGGCUACUUGUUUAAUAGCACUAGAAUUCCAUGUGAAGCUUUGAGAGUUGAUAUUAAGAGGGCUUUUUUUCCCCUUCUUUCCUUCUCUUUUGCUGUAACAAAGGGUUGAAGAAAUUGCCAUCUGUGUAGUUUUCAGUAGCUGUCAAGUGUGUAUUACUUACCUUCCCCCAGACGUAGUUUAAAAUGGUAAACACAGCUGUGAUUUUUAGUUAAGUAAAAGAGUUAAUAUGAUAUAGAUAUGGAAAGCUUUAUAGCUUCAUUAAAAAGAUAAACCACUACCUAACUGUGGUUGUAUGUUGUUUCCAUCAUACUAACUAGAUUAAUGGAUGCGCCAGUUUUCAUCUUGGUCCUUACACUUGAGAAGUUAAACUGUGGUUCGGUAUUUAAACUGCCAGUGUUAUAUGUCUCAUGCUCUGUGUGCCAAGUGAAGGUACUGUGUAAGGAAGACAUUUGCGGUGCUUCUUGUCCUAUAAUGAUUCAAGUAUACAGUAGUCCUUGAAAGAGUGUGCAUAUAUUACUCAUCUGCUUAAGAGAGUGGGUUAAUGGAUAUACCACAGGAGCCAAAUACAUUUUUUUCAGAACUUGAAAACCAAAGGUCAUCAUGAGUGCACUCAAAAGUUAGCACAAGUUUAUUACAUUUGGGAUUUUCAUCUGUAGCCGUAUGAAGAACCCUUUCCAAUAUAAAAGCAUGGCAUUAAAUUAGGCUGAAGUCUUUUAUUUUUUGUAUAUGUACUAUAUAGAAAUACUAGCAAGUUAGGAUCAUCCAAUAUGGCCUACCCCAAAAUGGCCCCUCUGUUUCCCUAACCACAUGGAAGAAAGAAUCUGAACGUCUCCACCAGCUUUACCCGAGUUCCAAAACUAAAGGGCUUCUCCAGACCUGAUGGUUCCAGUUUACCUGCUGUUGGCCUACUGGAUACUUGACUCAGGCAUAAAUUAAGUGCCCUGGUCCCGAAACUUUCUCCUUGUAUUUGACCUCCUUCCCUGUAUUUGACCUCCUUCCCUCUUUCCUAAAUUACUAGUCUGGAAUUAAAAUUAGCUCCAACAAUGACCUUUGACUCCAUUCAUUUUCUCCUCAUCUUGGGUCUUAAAAAAGGAGACCAGAUACCUCUUAGCUUUUGUAUCACAACCAGGAAUGGGUAUUAGGCCUCAUGCGCUUUGCUCAGAACACUGCCGCUUUGUUAACAAAUGACAGCAUGGAACCCAGAGUUUUGAUUCUAUGCAAAAUAACAGCAGUGCAACCAGGAUUCUUGUUCUCCUUUUCCUUCUUGGAGUUUGGAAUUUCUAGCUUUUCAAGCAGCAUAAGUAGAAUCAACAUUAGGAUGUUUUCAUGAAAUAGCAUCCUUAUACUUCUUUGAGCUUGAUGUUAGUGGCUAGACUGAUUUCCCUUUGCUCUCAAAAUACAAAGUGCAUUGAAGUAUACAGAGAAAUGCCUGAAUACGGCAAGCAAAUAAUGUAGAUUAACAUUCUAUUAUUGUAUCAAUUUUACAAAAAAUAAAAUUUUGAUAUAUGCCGGAGAACGGCAUUAGAAUGCAAUAAGUUGUCUAGGUUUUUCUGUUUCAGUGUCUCUCCCAGUCGCACGAAGGGUUAUUGGGCAUCGCCCCCAACCCCGCCUUUUUAACAUGUGCACUAUCUGGAUUCCUGUAAAUGGCCUUGCAAACAGAAGUGGUGUGUAUUUUCAAGCACCUUUCCCCCAUUGUAUCCGAAUCCCACUUGUGUGAUAUCUGUGACAAAUAGCCUUCUUCUUGUGUUUUCUGUUGGACUAAUUGUCUCAUGUAAAGCUAUAGACCUUACUAAUUUGGCAGGUAUUCAAAACUGACAUUAAGAUAGGAUUUCAUGUCAGAUAUGUAUUUGAAGAGUAAAGUCAAAUUUGUUUAAUGUCAGAUCAGUGACAGAAGUGAAAAGAAAGUAACUGUGAAAGUGAUGUUUGAGCUAUUGUACACAUCUAGCAUAUGGAAAGGAAAUGCACUCGAAAACUACUACUCUAGAACAUGAGGCUUCUUCAGCAACUUGUGCACUCUGCCAUCAAUAAAUUAAAUUUCUCCCCUCUAGACAGCCUUAACUAUGGCAGAAACUUUUUAACCUUUUAUAUUUUAAUAAAUAAAACAUUGUAGUCCCAUUUCUUAGUGUUUGAAAGGUGUGUCAGUGAGUCGGCCAUGUCUCCAUGUGUUUCAGACCUGUUCAUCUUAUUUUAUGAUGGUAUAUUUCAUAAGUAAUAUUCCCUUACAUGCAAUGGAGCUGAUUAAAAUUAAUCCAUUUCAAUUUCUCCAUACUGGAACUUCCUCAGCUACCAGAUUUCUGGUUUGGAGAAGUGCUGGAAAGAUUUCAAAGCCUAUUCAAUUGUGUAUGUGGGGAUACGACAGCAACUGUGAUACCUUGUAGAAUAUGAGUGAUAUGCAAGCUGUGUUUUUUAAUUGUUGGAAAAUGUAAACUAUGGUUAUACUAAAGUGAAAACCUACAGGAAGCUAAAGAUUUUAUAUACUUUGCACGACCCAAUAUGGUCGUAGUAUGACCAGUUUUAGACAUUGCCAGAGAGUUCUGCCUCCUCUGAAAUAACAUUCGCACUGUAAGAUUGCAUUUCGGCUUUUCCUCCUUUCACAUUCUUUUUUGCUUUACACUUCACGUCUUCGCACCUGCCCUACCUCCCAUCCUUUCAAAGAGGUUUCUUUCACGUUCCAGAAUUCAGAUUGUUCUGUGAUUUCUUUUUCAUCAGUCUACCCAUUUCUGCAGGCAGCCCUGAAAGCCCUUGUGUUGAUUCAGAGUGUUUGCAGAGAAAUGCAGUUGAACCCUGGUAGUGGGGUGUCCCUCACACACCCAUGCACCCCUCCCAAAGUUCAGGAUGAAAGGCUAGAAAACCCAUUCAAAGUUAGGAAAGAACACAGAUCUUUGAGGCCGAUAGCCUAGACCUAGAAGAUGACCUUGAGUAUGUAAACAUUGUCUCCAUGACACAAAACAUUGAAACUCUUCAUGUGCAUAUAACACCUGCUUCUGCUCCCAUUGUUUCAAGCUCAUCUUAUCUUUGUAGUAGUAAUGUUUGUCUUUGAUACCUACAAACUAAAAAGGUACUUUUAUCAAGGUUUCUCAAACAUUUACAAAACCAGCUUUGAGAACAUGUUAUGUUGCCUGGCAACAGCACUCGGAGUAGUAAUUGUGUUUUCUCAUUGUGAUGUUAGUCUGUGUGAGUAACCAGUGUAGUGACUCUUUGGUUCAUUAUUGGUGUUGUUUUUAUUUUUAGUUUCUGUGUGACCCAACAGUGGCAGGGGUUACAACCCCUCUCCUUUCUUUUUUGUAUUUAUCUAUUUGUAGUAUUGUCAGAUCAAGUACAAGAUGCCCAGUUAAGUUUGAAUUUCAGAGAAACAAUUUCACAUUAAGAAUGUUUCAUGCAAUAUUUGGCAUAUAUUUACAGUAAAAGCAUUCAUUAUUUGUCUGAAAUUCAAAUUUAACUGAGCAUGCUGGUUUUUCUCAUUGUUUGAUUUUUCUAAAUCUGGCAUUCCUACAGAUUUGGUCAUGGGAAGUCACCUACAGCAUGUUAAAGUCCUCUAGUCAUCAUCUCGUCACCUGAAAUGGAAGUCCUUUUUCCCUCACCCUCCACUUCUUUCCAAAGGAGGGCAUCAAGGAACUUAACCUGCCUGCCUGGUGGGUUUCUAUUUAAGACAUCUUUGUGAUUAUAUUUAACCUGCAAUUGUGCUUUGGCUUAACGUCUAGCUCACUGUACUUGUAAUUGAUUAAUAUUCAAUAAAACCAUUUUUAAAGUA